GUGGUUGUCUCUCUCUUUUAUAACAAAGAUGUUUCUCCUGUAACACCCACCAGCAGAAGCAGCUCUCUGUCUCACAUCAGCCUGUUGGAGGAUGUUGCCUCGGAGGCAGAUAUGAUGUAAUCUAAAGCUUCAGUCCCACCAGGAGAGAGAGAGAGAGAGAGAGAGAGAGAGAGAGAGAGAGAGAGGCAGAGAGCUGGAGAACAACCCGCAUCAUAACGGAUGGAUCUCGGCUGCUUUGAAACUCUAUUUAAAUCCAUUUUGAAAAACCGUUGAAGAGAUUAAGCGAGUUGUAACGGUUAACGGUUAACGGUUGUUGGAGUCAUCAUGCCGCGGAGGUUGGUCGCCACCCCACGAAGAGGAUGCUGGAUGCGGACCAGCAGCAGUAGGAGCAGCACCGGCCGCCGGGGAUAGUGCUGCUCAACUUAACUCCCCCCUCCACCACCCCUCCACAUCAUCAGCUGUAUUAACCACCAUGGCUCCGGAGUCUUCUCCAACAUCCUCCCCGUGAAAAAUGAGCCUCUCUCCGGCUCCAUCGUCGACAUCAGUCCGCUCCAGCUGUCGCCUGCUUUUCGCCCCGUGAUGGUGCUGACAUGACAGGAGGGAUCUUCACAUUUCAACACUUGUAGGCCCCUUUAUGUCCACUGGGGAUCCUUUUUAUCACCUCUAGCUUAUCUGAUAUGACAUUAUAAGCUAUUGUUGUUGCUUUUAUUUCGCAAAUAUUAUAUAAUUUCCCCCUUAAAACAGAUAUUUUGUGGAGCCAGGCCCUGUCCACUGCUGCACUGCCCUGCUGGGAUCCAUGCUGUCCUGACCUCUCCUCUUCGACACAGUUUCUCUGUGACUUCUUCUUGUUUGUUUAGGGACAUUUUUCCUGGUUUUACUCGCUUUUACAGCCACCUCUGCAGAGCUCCAUGCAGUAGUAGGAGGGGGUAAGAAUGAGCAGCCUCCAUCCCUCCAGCUCCAGCUCCAACUCCAGCAGACUCCUGCCAGCGGCCACAGCUGUCCACCGGCUGGCCCUGUGACUUUAGAGGGGUGUGGAGGACCAUAAACAAGGUGGAGGGGUGUGGAGGGACGUCUGCCUUUCCAGCUCAGGUUUAAACCAUGGCCAAUGAACCUGUCAUCCUUAACGUGUAUGAUAUGUACUGGAUAAACGAAUACACAUCCAAUCUGGGCAUUGGAGUCUUCCACUCAGGCAUCGAGAUUUAUGGCAGAGAAUUUGCAUACGGGGGUCAUCCGUACCCUUUCAGUGGCAUCUUUGAGAUCACUCCCGGGAACGCCACCGAACUGGGAGAGACAUUCAAAUUCAAGGAGGCCAUUGUUAUGGGCACCACAGACUUCACAGAGGAGGACAUAGAUAAAAUCAUGGAGGAGCUCGGUAAAGAGUUCAAAGGCAACGCCUACCAUCUAAUGCACAAAAACUGCAACCACUUCUCCUCCUCACUGUCGGAGUUGCUGUGUGGACGGGAAAUCCCUCGCUGGGUCAACAGACUGGCGUACUUCAGCUCCUGCAUCCCCUUCCUGCAGAGCUGCCUCCCCAAGGAGUGGUUAACCCCGGCCGCCCUGCAGACCCACAUCAGCCUCGGCCUUCACAAAGAGGAGCAUAACGAGUCGAGCGACGAGGACCCUACGUCCCCGUCCGGAGCGGCCGCUACCGGCUCCUCCCACAGCUGUCGCCACACACGGGUGUGAACUGCCCGACAUACUUUGACCUUUGGUACCCCCCCUGCCACCUCUGCUAGUGGCUCAAGUGGCAUUAGUAGGCUUGAACAACCAGCUGACCUCAUACUGUUUGUCCUCUGAGUAAAGAGGCAGGACAAGAAGAGCUGCCGCCAGAGACUUCAGGCCUACAGAGACCCUGCCUGUCCUUCCUGCAGACGACAGGAAGACAAACUUUGACCUGAGCACUGCAGCGUGGCUCAGACUCCACAACAACCACUUGUAGAUCUGAAGUUUGUAGUACAUUAUUAUGAGUCUUUUCCAUGAACUUUUAAACCUUUGUCAGCCUUGUUCCCUGCCCUGCCUUCAGAGCUGCUUUUGUAGAACAACUAGAUAGACACCUGAGGCUACCAGGAAACUGCUAAUCUGCUCAAUUUCAACAAGUUCUCGUUCUAUAACCUCUAUGUGGCCUUCAGUUGAUAUCGUUGACUCUGCUUUCAUUGUGUGAAACUUAAGUAGUUAACUUUGGCCAUUGUAGAGGGUUUAAAGAGGAUUUGAUUGUUCCUCGAGUUCAGUCUGAACUCGUAAAAAAUGUUGCAUGUUGAAAGAAUUUGACAAAACGUCCAACUAAUCUGAGACGCCACAUUUCUGAUCAUAUCAUCAAGUAUUUCUUCUCCCUUUUUCUUUUGUAAAACAAAUGAUCCAACCUGGGACCUGUUUUCCAGUUCAUAGACAGUUGUAAACAAUCAAGGGCAAAUACUGUUCAGUUUAAAUAGCUGUUCAUACAGCCUCACUCGGGCAGCCCGGUCACUGUCUGUUAACAUCUCAGAGACACAAACACAAAGAAAGUCAAGCUGCUACACUGACAAUUAUUGACUUUGUGACCCAGUACAACUUUUGUCUACGCUUUUAUAUCCAAAUGGUCUUUAUAUUAUAAUGGUGCGAUAACCUCAAGGCUUAGAAAUGUACAUUUAUGCCCAGAGAAUGUUCCUCUGUGAUACUGGUCCUAUCACCUUUUUCACCAUUAAAACCAGUAAAGACUGAGCAGCCAUGAGAAAGAAAAGCAGAAAAGCAGUAUUCUCCUUUCAAUUACAGUUAUACAUUUUUGGGAAAUAUACUUAUUCGCUUUCUUGCCAAGAGUUAGAGGAGAAACACCAUUUUCAUGUCUGUGUGGUAAAUAUAUUAAGAUGCAGCCUGCAGCUGGUUAGCUUAGCUUAGCAUAAACACUGGACGUAGGUGGAAACAGCUAGCCUGGCUCUAUCCAAAGCUAGCAAAAUACCUACCAGCACUCUUAAAGCUCACCGUUUAACACAUUAUAUCUUGUGUGUUUAAUCCGAACAAAAAACCAAAGCGUAAAAACGACAUGUUUUUUUGCAAGGCUAGCUGUUUCCAGUCUUUAUGCUAAGCUAAGCUAAUCUAACCGACUGCUAUCUGAAACUUCAUAUUUCUCCCAUAGGCAUGAAUGGUAUCAAACAUCUCAUCUAACUCUCCGCAAGAAAGUACGAAUAUUUCCCCAAAAAUAUCAAACUAACACCAUAUUUUUAUGUUUUAUUUAUUUCAACUGUGAACUGAACUGUGACAUGUUUACAGAUACAGAGCAUUUUAAUCAAAGUAAAUAAACCUUUUUAAGAAGUUUACUUCUGAGGUUUGUUGCGGUGAGAAGAUCACAUACUCAUAAAGGGAAAAUAUGAUGUCAUAAAGUUAUUUGUAAUUAGCAUACAUGCAGGUAAACAACCCCAUUAAUGACUAUUGAUGAUGGUGGUGAUUAUAAUGAUGAUAAUGAUGAUGACAAACACCGGCUCCUGGUAGUUUUGCUCAUUUUAAUUCAUGUUGCUUUGCUGUUUUUUUUUUCAAUGCAAAAGCUCAGUGAACCAGGCCACAUGUGAUUUUAAUCUUGUCCCAUCCCUCCUGCUGUAGUGUGUUCAUGGACAGCUACCCUUUCUCAGGAAGGAAAUCACAGGACUCGUAAUAGUGAUAGUCAUCUCAUUCCUGCUGAACACGUUGUUAAAUGGAUUUGAAAGUGCAAAUUUGACUUCAUGUUCUUGAAUAAGCUAUAUUCUUAUUUAUUUUUGAUGUAGUCCUACAUUUCACCGGGUGUAUUGUGUUCAGAUGUUUUGGUAUAUUUUCAGUUGACAGGAGCUGUACAGUGAUCAGUAAUCCAUGCUCAAAAGUAUUUCUACAGAGCAGACCAGACAGGUAUUUUUUUCUAUCGUUCUGUAUCAACCAUAACCAUGUUUUUCCCUUUUCCUAACCCAAGACAACUUCAUGAAUGAUGAUAUAGUACUAGAAUAAAGAGACAGAAUAACAAA
Molecule: messenger RNA, 3962 nt
Organism: Sebastes umbrosus (honeycomb rockfish)
Lineage: Eukaryota; Metazoa; Chordata; Actinopteri; Perciformes; Sebastidae
Product: deubiquitinase DESI2
Exons: 5
Coding region: 1099-1686 (195 amino acids)
Biological process (GO): protein deubiquitination
Molecular function (GO): deubiquitinase activity
Source: RefSeq, a predicted model, not a curated record